Messenger RNA from Anas platyrhynchos (mallard), 2107 nucleotides. RefSeq names its product T cell receptor beta variable 2. Lineage: Eukaryota; Metazoa; Chordata; Aves; Anseriformes; Anatidae. Gene Ontology annotation, cellular component: external side of plasma membrane. The record is from RefSeq and is a predicted model, not a curated record. Gene Ontology annotation, biological process: cellular response to lipopolysaccharide; negative regulation of T cell proliferation; T cell costimulation.
UCCUCAGCUAGUCAAGAAACACAGCCCUAGAUAUCUGAGUCAUUGCUUCAUAUCCUGCCUCGCUUCAGCACUUCCUCAUUUAAAGCAGAGGCUCCUCGGAGCAAUAGACUGUACUUUCUCGAUAUCCUGCCUGAAUUUGUUGAAAUUCUUCAUAGCCUUCCCCUCCCGCUCAGCAAGAGGAGCCCAUAGAGCCAGCCCUCCCCUGCAGGGGCCGAACACUCCUACACAUACACAGAAGGUGGCAGUCCAAUUCAGACAGCUGGGACGCUGCAGGCAUAUAUCAGCAGAGAGAUCUUCACUUUAACAGAGACAACAGGAGCAGCUGGAGAGCUUGGUGAAGUUAGUGACGUGGAAAGGUUCCUAAGAGGUGGGAAGCCACAAAAAUGAAAUGGGAGACACUCUGGACGGUUGCCUGCUUGCUGUUCGCAUCUCUACCCAAAGGUCAACCAGAUGCAACGUGCCAUGCGUUUGUUGGAGAAAGUGUCAUUUUGCCUUGCACCACCACCUCUCCCAGUGAACUGGAUGUUUCCCAUUUGAUGCUCUUCUGGCAGAUAGAGUCUAACAUAGUGCAUUUUUUUCACAAUGGAGAAGAUCAGCUAACGUUCCAGAAUGCAAAUUACAGCGGCAGAACCAGUCUGUUUUUGGAUCAGGUGAAGCACGGCAACUUUUCCCUUAAGCUCUCCAAUGUCCAGCUAGAGGAUGCAGCUGUAUAUUCCUGCAUCGCUAAGCAGUCUGGGAAUCAUCCCACACCAACAGAGAAAUCUAAAAUUCAUCUCAAUGUAUCGGAUCGAUCUAGCACUGUGGAGACACAUUCCCCUCAUGGACAGAGCCGGAUUUCCUCAAGAAGCCCUGGCAACGUACCACAUCUGGACGUACUCCUCUCUUUUCAUCUCCUGGUCACACUGGCGGGUUGGCGCUUGUAAACAGGGAAGCUUACCUCCCCUUUGGAGCUGUCCUCAACAGGAGCACCUUGCUGGAGAGAAGAGCUCUGCAAGGUCAUCGUGACAAGUGCUCCUGAAAGAGACACCAACAUCUGAAAACAGAGCCAGCAGUAGGUGUCUGUGUCUCGCGUUCUGGUGCUCUGGAAAACCGAAGGCAGCAAAACUCACAGGAGGCAAGCCUGCUUUUUCAUCUGGAUCUUGGAGACCAGUAUUGGUGCUACAGUAUUAACAUUUUAUUCUGAAUUUUAUGGUUCUGUUUUAAUGACUGACAGAGCUACAAGGACACACGGUCGCCCUAGUGAGAUCUUUUGCCUAAGAACUCGUCUCCUUCAGGAGAGGGGGCAAUUACUCCGUUAGAUAAAAACUGGAAGUAGGAAGAGGCACACUUUGUGAAACAUAAGGAUGGAAACCAUAUGAAACUCGAGGACUGUGGAACUUCAGCUUCUAUUUUUAGCGCCGAGCGUCAUGGACAAGCGGAAGCAAUAUCUUUUUUCCUAAAAAAAUGAACUACUUCUUCAUCAGAAGGGUGAAGCUGACAGAGGAAGAUGAUGAAAGUUCAGAAAACAUCAGCACAGCGGAAGGAAGUGAUGGAUUAUUACAAAACCCACUUCUAACUAAGCCAAAGUCCUCAGAAGGCUGAAUUCAGCAUUUUCUCUAUUUGCUGUGAGUUGCACCCGCCAGGUGAGAGCAACACAGCCCUUGUGGCUGAGCCCCCAGCUGGGGCAAAGCGGCUCCUAAGGACACCCAGUGGGUCAUCUGGAUUUGGAACAGUUCCACCCUCUUUCCAAAGGAAAGAUAGGAUUGUUUUUGCAAGGAAAGGAACAGAAGAAAGCAGUGCUUAAAAUGGUAUCCAUUGAGGUAAAGGAGACUGUUACCUUUGACUUUCUUUAGUUAAGGGCCCUUCCCCGUGGGAGGGGAAGAGGGAAAAUCCCACACGCAGCCUGUGCUGCUGCUGCAGGGCUCUCAGCUGGUAACUUCGUCUGCCCUGGGUAUAGAGCAGCUUAGUAGAGCUGCUGGGGUCCCAUUUCAUGAAAAGAUUUUAAUAUGAGAAUUGUACAUACUGUGAUCGUCUCUCUGUGUCCUGCCCUCCCACUGUUCGUCUCAGAUUCCAUAUAUUUAAACAAAACAAACAAACAAAAUAAAAAUAAAACAAUUGGUGAAAGCAA